AUGUCUAUGUACAAUGUCAAAGACAAGAAAGCCAUCGUGACUGGCGCAGGAUCAGGAAUUUGUCUUUCUUUCGCUAGACAACUUCUUGAGAGCGGAUGCUCUGUUGUGAUAGCUGACGUCAAGCUGUUGCCAGAAGCCGAAGAACUCGUCAACAGUUGGACAGUGAAAGACGGUAGCAAAGCUUGUGCUUAUUAUCACAAAACAGAUGUCAGUGAUUGGGCCCAACUCUCAUCUCUGUGGGACACAGCGCUUGAGAAACUGGGACAGAUCGACAUUGUCUGCAACGGCGCUGGGAUCUACGAACCUCCCUCGAGCACCUUCUGGAAUGCGCCUGGCGUGUCACCUCUAUCAGAGGACAAGGCUGAUGGUAAUCCUGGUGUCUACAAGACCUUUGCAGUGAACACUAUGGGUCCUAUCAGGUUGGCACAGCUCGCUGUUGACUACUGGCUACAAAACCGUAGUAUCGAGGGCAACUUGCUAUGGGUUGCGAGUGUCGGCGGAUAUGCUCACUCCUUGCAAACACCUCUGUACUUUGCUAGCAAGGCGGCUAUCGUCAGUUUCGUCAAGUCCCUAGGGACUAUGCGAAAACGAUAUGGCAUCAGGAAUGCAGCCGUUUGCCCCGGGGCGGUCUAUACACCCAUCUUCCAUCCUGAAUACUGUCGCGAACGUGUUCGCCCUGAUACGUUAUCGCUUACUCCCAAGCAGUGCGCCUCUGUUAUGUUCCGUGUUCUCACUGAAGAACAAUAUGGAGAUGGAAACAUCAUUGAGACUAUGCUUAUUGGCAACAGGGAGAUCAAUUCGGUAAAUGUACGGGAAGUGCCAUUGGAGCUACUCUAUCCCACUGUAAUCGCCGAGGGGUCGCAUGACGGUCUCUACCAGGAGGAGGAAAAGUUGGCUGAGCAAUUGGAGGAAGUGGGAAUGCGAAAGUAG
Messenger RNA from Fusarium sp. VM40, 930 nucleotides. Lineage: Eukaryota; Fungi; Ascomycota; Sordariomycetes; Hypocreales; Nectriaceae. The record is from the annotation of a GenBank genome assembly.